This is a messenger RNA of Trypanosoma cruzi, 903 nucleotides long. Its product is annotated as mitochondrial carrier protein, putative. The transcript has a single exon. Gene Ontology annotation, cellular component: mitochondrial inner membrane. Lineage: Eukaryota; Euglenozoa; Kinetoplastea; Trypanosomatida; Trypanosomatidae. The coding region runs from base 1 to 903 and encodes 300 amino acids. Gene Ontology annotation, molecular function: S-adenosyl-L-methionine transmembrane transporter activity. The record is from RefSeq and is a predicted model, not a curated record.
AUGCCGUCCGUGGCACUUGCCUCGACGGCUGCCACCGUGCUGGCAAAGUUUAUCCUCCACCCACUGGACACGCUCAAAUGUCGUCUACAGUCCUCAAACUCUCGCAGCCUGCGGUUUAUUUGGGGCGAAUACGCUGGCAAGUGGGGGCCGCGGUACCUCUACGGCGGAUUACCGAUCAAACUGGCAUUCUACGUGCCCUAUCAAGCAAUCUACAUGCCAACCUACAAUUCGGUGCGAGAUGCAUUAAUGCCUGUGGAUGUAAGAAAAGACACUCGUUUUGCGUUUAUAACGCGUACCGUAGCCGCCGCCAGCGCUGCUGAACUGGCGAGUUGCAUCGCUCGUGUUCCGAUGGAAACGGUGAAGAUGCGCAUUCAAGCCACCGCGGUGCCGAACACAAAAGCUGCUCUGCGGCUGAUUUUCCAGCAAGGUUUUUUUGCCAGCGUUCGGCAAGUGAAGGCACAAACGCUUGUUCACGAUAUUCCAUACAGUAUUACUCAAUGGAUUGCGUAUGAGAGUUUUCGUCCGUGGACGCAAAGUUUGCAGCAAAGGCAUGAACUUCAAAAGGAGCUUGAGAGGGGCUCGCGUCUUUCUAGGUAUGUUUAUAAUUUUCUCUGCACUUUUCUUGCGGGUGGAUUUAGUGGUCUCAUAGCGUCUACUGUAACCGUUCCGCUUGACACUAUUCGUACACGUGUUGUUGUGGCUACCGCGUCGAAUGCGUCCACAACUGUACUUGAUGUGGUGAGAGACACAUAUCGUCUUGGUGGAGCUUUCUUUUUCUUCCGUGGAGGGUGCACCCGUGUGCUGUGGGUGACAUUGAACAUGGCUGUGUAUUUUCCACUGUAUGAGACGUUUAAGAUGGAGUUGCUGCGCCGACAGGAGGCCUCCGUUUCAAAUUUAACGUGA